CAGGCUGGAUGUGACCCCCAGGAUGGUGCUGGACUCAGGGGCUCAGGUGUAUGAACAAGCACCCCCCAGCCCACCAGCCAGUCCCUCAUCCUUGGGCCAUAGGCUGAAGCCCUCAGACCAAGAUGGGACACCGAUGUACCCCUGGCCUCGAUCCCUGGCCAUGCCCCUGGCUCUGUCAGUCUCCUCAGCCAUGCAGCCCCGGCCUGAGCUGCAGUCCUUCUCAGAGCUGCGCUUGGGCCAACGUGGCCACAUGCGUCGCAGUGAGAGCACCUACACCAUAAAUAGUACUGGCCGGCGUGGGGGUAGCACCCAGGGUCGGGCCCCAUCUGGACGAGGACAGAAUCCAGGUCGGGGUACCCUGCGGUCUGCCGCUUCCCUGCCUCACAUUGCUAAGACUCGAAAGGAUAUAGGCCGUGGUUCCAGCAGGAGCCCCUGCAUGUUGGUGGCCCUGCGGCCAACUAACAUGGACCAUGAGCGGGACAAGUUCUUCCAGUCCCAUUACACCUACAACCCACAGUUUGAGUACCAGGAACCCAUGCCUAUGGCUGUGCUGGAGAAGUACUGUGAGGCCUCUGGACAGUUCAUCCAUCAGGCAGUUGGCAUCAUCGAAGCUGUCCUGGAGAAGUUUGGCACCUAUGAACACUUUGAGGCUGCAACUGGGGGCCAGCUGCUGACCAAGUGCCAGAUCUGGUCCAUUGUGCGCAAAUACAUGCAGAAAGAAGGCUGCGUCGGGGAGGUUGUGGUGCAGCUAAGUGAAGACCUGCUGUCCCAGGCAGUGAUGAUGGUGGAGAACAGCCGACCAACAUUGGCCAUCAACCUGACUGGAGCCCGCCAGUAUUGGCUGGAGGGCAUGCUGCGGCAUGAGAUAGGCACCCACUACCUGCGGGGUGUCAACAACGCACGGCAGCCCUGGCACAACGCUGAGGGCCGGCUACAGUACGGGCUGCGGCCGGCAAACCCCACUGAGGAGGGCUUGGCCAGCCUGCACAGCGUGCUGUUCCGAAAGCAGCCCUUCCUGUGGCGCGCGGCACUGCUCUACUACACUAUCCACCGCGCCGCGCACAUGUCCUUCCGCCAGCUCUUCCAGGACCUGGCGCGCUACGUGCAGGACGCUGAUGUGCGCUGGGAGUACUGCGUGCGUGCCAAGCGUGGUCAGAUGGACACCUCGGUGCCUGGCUGCUUCAGCAAGGACCAGGUGUAUCUGGACGGCAUUGUGCGCAUUUUGCGGCACCGCCAGACCAUCGAUUUUCCGCUGCUGACCUCGCUGGGGAAGGUGUCCUAUGAGGAUGUAGACCACCUGCGACCCCAUGGGGUGCUGGACAAUACUCGGGUGCCCCACUUCAUGCAGGACCUGGCAAGGUACCAGCAGCAGCUAGAGCACAUCAUGGCCACCAACCGGCUGGAUGAAGCAGAGUUGGGGCGCCUGCUUCCUGACUGAUGCUGGUUGAAGGCUAUCGACAGAGGCCCUGGACAGAGGGCUCCAGAUCAACCCCCAGAACAUGAAGCUGGCUGCUCUGUGCUUCCAUGGCCUGGGUGUUUCUUGGGGAACUGGGAGGGCAGGAACAUCUCAGGAGGAGCAGCAACAUUAGUAGGUUUGUGUUCCUUGGGGCCUGGGGACCAGCAGCAUGUUAGGCAAACUGAGUCUGCCCUCCUGCCUCUAUCUUUUUAACAGAGGAGAAGCCUGGGGGCAGCAGGGAAGGUGAGCAUGAAUGGGAAUGGGGGUUGGUUUGGGAGUAGAAACUUGUUUUUUGCAUGAGAUGGCUUUGGGUGUCUGCUACUCUAGUCUCCCUUCCCCCACCUGGCCCCUUGGUGCUCCUUCAGCUUUCAUGCUGUCUACCUCUCACUGGGUCCUAGUGGGGGUAUCCCUUCUCCUGGGGUGAUUGCCUGAGCCUGAGGUCCUGGCUUUCACACAGACUCAAUGGGCAGGGGUCCUGGUAGUUAGAGACCCAGCUGGGCUGGGAUGUGCUUUCCAGCAUUUUGCCUCUCUCACUCAUCAUGUAUUUCUUCUCUAUUUAUGUGCUCUCUUCCUGGGGCUGGAAGGCAGCAGCUCUUGAAGUCUCGGUGAGAGGAAACAGGGCUCCUCUGGAAGGCAUUGACUGUUGCUAACCCCACUCUCAUCACACACACAGUCCUUCAGGCCUUGCAAAUCAAGCCUGAGCACUCACCUGGUCUUGCCCCCACUCCCUUCUCUGGCCUCUGCUGUCCUUGUCUUUGCCCACACAGCUGGUCUCUGAUAGAGGAUGGCAUAGCUUGGCUGCAGCCACAGCCAAGCCUAAGGGGCAGGCCCCUAGUUGUCCCAAGUCCUGAGUCCCUCCUGUUCCAGGAGAGGUACAGAAAUAGUAGUUGCUUCCAGUUUCACCUCAGAUUCAGCUGUGUGAGGUUAACCUAGUCCCACUCCCACUCUUGGCCUUAGUUUCCCCAUCUGUAAAACUUGGAAACACAGCUGGAAAGUGCUUAUUCAUUUAGUCAGUGAAUAUGCAUAGAGCGCCUUCUGUAUGCCAGUUACUGGUCAGAACUCUCACUGAGCUCCUAGUCCUGAGAGAAGCCAGACAAUUAAAAUAGCAAUUACAAUGA
Molecule: messenger RNA, 2574 nt
Organism: Pteropus alecto (black flying fox)
Lineage: Eukaryota; Metazoa; Chordata; Mammalia; Chiroptera; Pteropodidae
Gene: MATCAP1
Product: KIAA0895 like
Exons: 6
Coding region: 23-1438 (471 amino acids)
Source: RefSeq, a predicted model, not a curated record